AUGUAUUCAAAAGCUCCACAACAUUCAAGUGCGAUCAAUCUAGGGAACAAAAAUGAUUAACUAAUUCAAUCGAAAAAAUAAUAGCCUUAUCAAUAACAAUCGUCUAAAGCUCCUAUUACAAUUAAAUAAGAACCUCCUCAACUUGCUUAGAAGCCAAUACAAAAUGUUGUUAGAGUAGCACAACAAUAACCACAAAAAGAAAUCAAUUUUUCUAGUCAAAGAUAGAAUAAUAAAAUAAAGAAUGAACCCAAAGAGGAGGAUUAUCAAAAUAGUUCUUAAAAAAAUUCAGAUUCAAAAAAUUAAUCUCUCAUCAACUAAUUAAGAGAAGAGAAAGAAUAGAGUUAACAAUUAUAAAGGGAGUUAAAACAAACUUAAGAUUAUUUGAAUUAAGUGAAUAAAGAAGUCGAGAAAAAAAUAAAACAAUCCUAAUAAGAUUUGGAGAAAAAACUGAAUGAUUUAAAAAAAGAAGGCGAAGAAGAAAAAAAGAAAACACAAACACUUACAGCUGAUGUCAAGAAACUAAAAGAUUAGUUAAAGAAUGCAGAAACAUAAACAUAAAAAAAAUUAGAUUAAUAAAAAAAAUAAUAUGAAAUCUAAAUGUAAGAAUUGGAAUAAGUGAUUCUGGAGAAAUAAUAGUAAAUUGAUGAAAUCGCUUAAGAGUUUUAGAAUUACAAUUUAGAAGAAAUCUAAGCAAAAAUGGAAGAAAUGGCGAAUGAUAUAAAUAUGAAGGAUUAAUUAAUUGAUUAAUUGUAGUCUUCAUUAUAAAAUGGGGAGGGAAAUCUUAGAGAUGAUUAAAAUCCAGAGAAAGAGGAUAUUGUAUAAGAAAUAUAAUAGAAGGAUCAAGAAAUUAAGAAGCUAGAAGAACUAAUUGAAAACUUCAAAUAAUUGUAUCAGCACAUGUUGGAUGAAAAAUAAGUGAUUAUGGAAGAGAAUGAAAAAUUAGCUAAUGAAAAUGAUUAAUUCAGAGAAAUUUUCAGUUAAAAUCUACAUUUGUUCGGAAUUGACCCUAAUCAAUUAGAAGAAGAAGGAGAAGGAGAGGGAGAGGAUAGAGAAGAAAGAGAGGAAGGAGAAGAUGGAGAAGAUGGGUAUCAAUAAGAGGAAGGUAUAUAUUUAAUCCAAUUAAUGAGAUAAUUGAGGAAGAUGAGACCAAUAAGGGGUUUUGAUAUUUAAAAAGAUCAUUUUCCAAAUAUCACAUAAAAUUCAUCUUUUAAAGUUAAUUCUUCAUUUGUUUAUUUCUUUCUACAUCUAUUAAAUUUUAAUUGUAAUCGUAAUUAUAUUAAAUUUUAAAUGAAAUUAAAAUCAGCAAUAGUAUUCCUAGACUAUUCUCUGAAACCUAGAGUAUUUUAAUUAGAAAGAUAUGCUAUAAAAAAACUAGAAAAACCAGAUGGCUACAAAUUAAUUUAUUUUAAAGAAUUUGAAAAAGCAUAAUAAUUUGCAAGCUAAGUUCAAUAAUUAAUAGAAUUGAAACAAGUUCAACAAUUAUAGUAAAUGAUGAUUUCUGAUAUCAAAUUAAUAAAAGAAAGAAGUGAAAAAGAUGGAGAAAUUAGAGAGAUUAGUGUUGAAUAAUAAUAAUCAUAAAAUGAUGUCGAAAAGAAUAAAUAAGCUGAAAAUACAAUAAUAUCAAAUUGUUAACUAGACAACAUUAAGGUGAAACAAGUUAAUAACUAAUUUUAAAAGUAUGAAAUUAAACAGAAGGAUUCCUACGAUAUUUUGGAUGAUAUUGAUGGGGAACUUAAAUGUUCAUCUCUUAGUAUCGAGAGAUUAGUGAAUUUGGAGAUACUAGAUUUAAAAUUUGAGAAUCUCUUACAUUAUUAUCCAAGAAAUACUUUAAAAAUUAUUCCAAUUUAACCUGAUAAUUUAUACACGCUUUAUUUUGAUGGUGCAAGUAAAUCUAAUCCUGGUCCUGCAGGUGCUGGAGUAGCAUUAUUUGAUAAAAUGCAAUAAAUUAAAGAAAUAACGUAACCUUUAGGAAAGCAAACAAAUAAUGUAGCUGAAUUUUUGGCAUUGUUUCUUGGAAUAAGAUAUACUCUGAACUUAGGAAUUAAUUAUUUAGAAUGUUUUGGGGAUAGUAAACUUAUAAUUGAUGGCAUGAAUAAUAAGAUAAAUUUUAAGCAGCAACAUUUAGAAGACAUAAGAGUAGCAAUCUAUGAUUAUGCAUAAUUAUUUAAAAUGGUUAGAUACACUCAUAUCUCAAGAAAUUAGAAUGAAAUUGCAGAUAAAUUGGCAUCAGCUGCUGCUUUGUAGUCUAAAAAAUAUGAGUUAUGA
Molecule: messenger RNA, 2265 nt
Organism: Paramecium tetraurelia
Lineage: Eukaryota; Ciliophora; Oligohymenophorea; Peniculida; Parameciidae
Exons: 7
Molecular function (GO): RNA-DNA hybrid ribonuclease activity; nucleic acid binding
Source: RefSeq, a predicted model, not a curated record